UCGUGCUCCUUUUAAAGCAAACUGGCACUGAGUGAGAUUUCUCACUCGGCCAGAAGACGGGACACGGUGAGGAGCUGCUGUGCCUCUCAUUCUACACCCUCUCCUGUCGUCACCCCAUCCGUGUAGUUUAGUUCUUUUCUUUUAUCGUUUACAUCAUUAGCUUCUUCUUGUUUCAGUUAUGUAUCGGUAUUUUGGGGAACUGUUGAGCCGCUCUGCGGGCAGUGCCCUGGCCUCGGGAUGCGUGGACUCCGCUCUCCCAGUGUCGUCGUCUUUGAUGCGGGUCCGUCGCUAUGCCGAUGCGGCCAACGAGCCCGACGACCCCAACUUCUUCAGGAUGGUCGAGGGCUUUUUUGACCGCGGUGCCACCAUCGUCGAGGACAAACUGGUGGAGGACCUGAAGACCAGGGAAACCCCUGAGCAGAAGAGACAUCGCGUGCGGGGCAUCCUGCGAAUCAUCAAGCCAUGCAACCACGUCCUGAGCGUGUCGUUCCCGAUCAAGAGGGACAACGGAGAGUGGGAGGUGGUGGAGGGGUACCGCGCCCAACACAGUCAGCACAGGACGCCCUGCAAAGGGGGUAUCCGCUACAGCACAGACGUGUCUGUGGAUGAGGUGAAAGCCUUGGCCUCUCUGAUGACAUACAAGUGUGCUGUUGUAGAUGUGCCAUUUGGUGGAGCCAAAGCUGGAGUUAAAAUCAACCCCAAGAAUUAUUCUGACAACGAGCUGGAAAAAAUCACCAGGAGAUUCACCAUUGAGCUGGCCAAGAAGGGUUUCAUCGGACCUGGCAUUGAUGUCCCUGCACCAGACAUGAGCACCGGGGAAAGGGAGAUGUCCUGGAUUGCUGACACAUAUGCCAACACCAUUGCACACACAGACAUCAAUGCCCACGCAUGUGUGACCGGAAAGCCCAUCAGCCAGGGAGGAAUCCACGGACGCAUCUCGGCCACCGGUCGUGGAGUUUUCCACGGCAUCGAGAACUUCAUCAAUGAGGCCUCCUACAUGAGCAUGCUGGGAUUGACGCCAGGCUUUCAAGACAAGACCUUUGUCAUUCAGGGCUUUGGUAAUGUGGGCCUUCACUCCAUGAGGUACCUUCACAGGUUUGGUGCCAAAUGCGUCGGCAUUGGUGAGAUCGAUGGAGCCAUCUACAACCCAGAUGGCAUUGACCCCAAACAGCUGGAGGACUACAAACUGCAACAUGGCACUAUUGUCGGCUUCCCAGGAGCCAAGCCCUACGAAGGGAACAUUUUGGAGGCUGACUGCCACAUCCUGAUCCCUGCCGCUGGAGAGAAGCAGCUCACGCGUAACAACGCCGGCAGGAUCAAGGCCAAGAUCAUUGCUGAGGGUGCUAACGGCCCCACCACCCCAGGUGCUGACAAGAUCUUCCUGGAGAAUAAUGUCAUGGUUAUUCCUGAUAUGUACCUGAAUGCCGGUGGUGUGACCGUGUCUUACUUUGAGUGGCUGAAGAAUCUCAACCAUGUCAGCUACGGAAGGCUGACCUUCAAAUAUGAGAGGGACUCAAACUACCACCUUCUCAUGUCUGUGCAGGAAAGUUUAGAAAGGAAGUUUGGGAAGCAGGGAGGACCCAUCCCCAUUGUACCAACCGCUGACUUCCAGGCCCGAGUUGCUGGUGCCUCUGAAAAGGACAUUGUGCACUCUGGGUUGGCUUACACGAUGGAACGAUCCGCACGACAAAUCAUGCGCACAGCCAAUAAAUACAACCUGGGUCUGGACCUGCGGACGGCGGCGUACGUCAACGCCAUCGAGAAAGUCUUCAAAGUCUACAACGAGGCGGGGCUUACCUUCACAUAGACGUCUCAUCCAGACCUGCACUGCCUCACCUUCCUCCUUCCCCCAAGCUACACCCUCCCCUGUCCUGCUUCUCCCUGCAUUGUAAAACAACCUUCAGAACAUAUCACUGUUUACCGCUGCUUAUAGGCUCAGUAGCUGGCCUGGUGUUUAUUCUGUAACCGUCGUGCUACCAUUAUGUUUCCGCACCCCGUCCUGCUCUGUCGUCUCUUCUGCCUGAAGAUCCAGAGAAAACUGAGCGCUCUGUCCGCAGGGAAAGUCCAGAGCAUUGGCCCCGCCCCUUAGCCGUCAAUCAAAUGUUUCCUAUAUUGUGGAAUAGCCAUUUUCACUGCAUUCUUCCUGUGUUUGCAGGGCGCAUGUGUGACCGUCUUGUUGUUUAUGUUGACACCACUACAGUUGCCUUAUUGCUGGAAGAGGUCUACUCAAAAUAAAAAAGAAAAUGCCACUUUAAGCUAAUUUAAAAGAAUUUAGACAUAAUUAAUAUUAAAGAAUAGAAAAUAACUUUAGUUUUUCCUCUAUCUCGUAGUGUCAAGCUCAACAGUGAUGUUUCAAACUUUUAGGACUCCUUUUUUUCCCCAUCGUUUUUACUGUAUUGUGGGUGGAUGCUCUCCUCCUUCCCUACAUUUUCCUUCUUUUUAUCUUUCCCCUUCGCUUCAGCACAGCUUCUCCCUAACUGCUCUGCUGGCCGAGAAAGAGGAGCAGAGAUGGGCGCAUGGUCAUUCUGUGAUCCCCCACCCUGUUUUCUUCUAUCUGUCCUAAUAUUCAGCUGAAAAAGUUCAUUUUGGAGGAAAAUAUUUUUAUUUUUUUUUCUUUUGUUUUGGAAACCAAUAAAGUGUUCAAAAACA
This is a messenger RNA of Oryzias latipes (Japanese medaka), 2649 nucleotides long. It is a transcript of the gene glud1b, whose product is annotated as glutamate dehydrogenase 1b. Gene Ontology annotation, biological process: L-glutamate catabolic process. Gene Ontology annotation, molecular function: L-glutamate dehydrogenase (NAD+) activity. Gene Ontology annotation, cellular component: mitochondrion. NCBI's taxonomy places the organism in Eukaryota, Metazoa, Chordata, Actinopteri, Beloniformes, Adrianichthyidae. The record is from RefSeq and is a predicted model, not a curated record.